Lolium perenne is the source of this 1080-nucleotide messenger RNA. RefSeq lists its product as uncharacterized. The record is from RefSeq and is a predicted model, not a curated record. Gene Ontology annotation, biological process: protein ubiquitination. NCBI's taxonomy places the organism in Eukaryota, Viridiplantae, Streptophyta, Magnoliopsida, Poales, Poaceae.
UGGACGCGAGCUGAGCUGGCGCACGCCGCAGGAUCACCAUUCAACGAUCCAGAGCGCUGGGCAGUUUCCCAAUUCAAAAUUCGCCGCCGCCUCCUCCUCCUCCUCCUCUGAGCAGAGCAGAGCAGCCAUGGCCUCGCUCCGGCCGCCGUACCACGGAGAUGUCCUCGCCGUCCAGUCACUGCCGCCGCUGCCGGCUCCGUCCUCUUCGCCCGUAAACCACGCGAUCGCCAUCGUCUUCGCCCUCCUCGCGCUCGCCGCGUGCGCGUGCCUCGCCAUCCACUUGCUCCUCCGCUGCCUCUCGCGGAGGCGGCAGCGGCAGCGAUCGCCUCCGGCUACAGGUUCCCGACCCAUGCCGCACGGCGCCUCCCCCUCCGCGACGACCGCAGCAGCUUCCGACGCCGCCCUCUCAGCCACGACCGCAGCAGCUUCCGACGCCGACGCGGCAGCCCCCUCCUCCUCGGCGGAGCUCCACGACCAGAUGGCGCGGCUGAUUUCGUCGCUGCCUCUGCUCACGGUGACGCUGGCGGCGCUGGCCAAGGGCUCCGCCGACCCCGACUGCGCCAUCUGCCUCUCGGCGCUCGAGCCGGGCACCGACCUGCGGCUGCUCCCCACGUGCCGCCACGCCUUCCACGCCGCCUGCGUCGACGCGUGGCUCCGCACCAUCCCGUCCUGCCCGCUCUGCCGCGCCGGCGUCUCCCUCCCCGCCAACUCGGGGAGCUUCCGCGUCGACGUCGGCAGGAUCAGCACCUCGCCCGCCGCGGGCCGCCGCGCCUACUCCCUCGGCGGAUCCUUCGACUACCGCGUCGAUGAUGUGGAGGCCGUCGUGGCGCGCAUCGCGCCUCGGGCUGGGCCGCAGGGCCCGGGCGACGCGCUGGCGGAGGCGGCCGGGUCGCGCGGGUGGCUACGGGAGUACGUGGAUCGGUUCUCCGGCCGGUGGAGCCGGGACGAGUCGAGGCGGUGGGACCCGGAAGCGGCGGCGGCGGCGGCCAUGCCAGAGGACGACGGCGCGGGAUUCAUGCGGUGGAUCUACGGGAGUUAGCUGGAUUCAUGGCGAACAUCGCUGUUGCGUACUGAAGAAUG